Dothidotthia symphoricarpi CBS 119687 is the source of this 690-nucleotide messenger RNA. RefSeq lists its product as uncharacterized. NCBI's taxonomy places the organism in Eukaryota, Fungi, Ascomycota, Dothideomycetes, Pleosporales, Dothidotthiaceae. The transcript has 2 exons. The record is from RefSeq and is a predicted model, not a curated record. The annotation marks the transcript as partial.
CCUUUCGCCUUGGAAGAAGUCCUGGAAGUCUUUCUCGUCAUUUUCGAAGCCGCAGUCGAUGCCCGACCUACACGGUCUUUCUCGCACGCAACACCCAUCGAUCAUCCGUGGGAGAUUGGCCUGACUGUUUGGGAAUUCUACUACAACGACGGCCCCAACGUUGCUCCUUCUGGUCUCUCGCCGAUGCCUCAGCUUUUGGUGCGGGCCAUGGCGAAGAAAGACCUUUGCGACCACUUUGCGUUUCUGCUUGUGGACGAGGUUACGCGGAAACUGCACGGUAUAAUACUUCGGUGCCUCAAGCCCAUCCCCGUAUUUGUCUGUGCCCUCCCAGAUGGCGAGGAACGAUUCGCGAUCCCCGACCACUCCGUUCUCGACAUCAUCACGCGCGAAGGCGAUAGACUGAUAAUGGAUGGAACACCGGAGCAGUUUGGCUGGUCGCGCUCGACCUGGCUUCUAUCGUGGGAAGAUUUCGAAGACCCACGGAUGAUGAGACACCGAAGGAUACCGUAUGCAGAUGGGGUGGACAGGGCGGAGAUGUUCGAGGUGAUAGAGGAAGAUGAGAACGGGUAUUGGUGGAUAGUGCGACGAAGGAUGCAGGACCUGUUCGGAGAAAUGAAUUGGGUCGAACUGGGGACCUUGUCGCAGAGUGAGCGACUUGAUCAAGUGAGGAGGCGGGCAGAAGAGAAGUUU